AUGAGUGUUGUUGAUAUUGAAAGGCACCAUUCAACUGUUGCUGAGAGAGAUGCCGACGAGUUAGCCGAGUUUGGGUAUAAGCAGGAGCUGAAGCGCGACUGGGGGUUGACGCAUAAUUUUGGCAUUUCUUUCUCCAUUAUCUCGGUUAUUACUGGAAUUACAACUCUCUUCGAAUAUGGGUUGGUUACUGGUGGCCCUGGAGUCAUGUCCGUGGGAUGGAUUGUUGUCUCUGUCUUCACUUUGAUCGUUGCUCUAGGAAUGGCCGAAAUCGUCUCAGCAAUUCCUACCGCUGGCGGUCCAUAUUAUUGGGCAGCUUUACUUGCUCCUUCAAAGCACUCCGCCUAUGCGUCUUGGAUUACCGGCUGGUUCAACUUCCUAGGCCAAGUGGCAGUAACCACAGGAAUAUCCUUCGGUCUCGCAGGUCUCAUCUCAACAACCGCAACCGUGAAGUCAGACUACACUCCCACAGCCGGACGAACCAUCGGUAUCUACGCCGCAGUCCUCGUCUCCCACGCAACAGUAAACACAUUCGGUGUUCACGUCCUGCGCUACUUGAAUAAUACCUCCAUCGCCCUACACUCGCUGGGAGUAACAGCACUUGCCAUUGCCGUCCUAGCCAAAGCACCCACGCACCAAAGCGCCAAAUUCGUCUUUGCAACUUUCAAUGAUGGAACAGGUGAUCCAGGUUGGAGUGUGCGUGCUUCUCCUGCAUACGUAGCAGCAUGCGGUGCGCUCAUGUCCCAAUACACGCUUACUGGGUUCGACGCGUCGGCGCAUCUGUCUGAAGAAACGCGCAACGCAUCCUGGUCCGCCCCCAUUGGUGUCAUAUCCUCAGUCGGCUUCUCGGCCCUGUUCGGCUUCUUCGUCGUUCUCUCCUUCCUCUUCUCCAUCCAAGAUUUCGACAACACCGUCACAUCGGUCCGCUUCUCGCAGCCCGUGCUCCAGAUUCUCGUCGACGUAUUCGGCGACGACGGCGCCGUGGUCCUCAUGUGCCUCAUCAUGAUCUGCGUCUGGCACUGCGGCUUGUUCUCCAUGACAUCCAAUUCCCGCAUGAUGUUUGCCUUUGCCCGCGAUGGCGGUAUCCCCCGCUUCUUCCAUAAAGUCGAUGCGCGCUUCGCCAGUCCCGUCCGCACCGUCUGGCUCGCUGCGACGCUGAGUUUUUGUCUCGCGCUGCCGAGCUUGGGGAGUAGUGUUGCGUUUGCGGCAGCCACUUCGAUUGCGACGAUUGGGCUGUAUAUCAGUUACGGGAUUCCGAUCUUGAUCGGGUUGAUCUACGGCGCUGAGUUUAAUGCGCGCAAGGGUCCGUUUAAUCUGAGGGUUUUCUCGAAGCCCGUUGCGUUUGUGGCCGUGGCGUGGAUCUGCUUCAUCAGUAUUAUAUUCUGUCUUCCGACGGCGAAUCCGGUUACGAGUCAGACGCUGAAUUAUACCGUUGUCGCGGUGGGCAUUAUUGCAGUGGGUGCUAAUGGUGUUUGGUUGCUCUCGGCGCGGAAGUGGUUCGUUGGCCCGCAGAAGGAGAUUCAGGAGGCUCAGCGGCUGGGGGUUGAUUUGCUGGAGCCGGGAGCUCUAGAGCAGGCUGAGGCAGAGGCGAAAAAUGAGAAGGAUGUGAAAGCUUGA
Lachnellula hyalina is the source of this 1614-nucleotide messenger RNA. It is a transcript of the gene BAT1, whose product is annotated as Amino-acid permease. The coding region runs from base 1 to 1614 and encodes 537 amino acids. The transcript is spliced from 4 exons. Gene Ontology annotation, cellular component: membrane. The record is from RefSeq and is a predicted model, not a curated record. Gene Ontology annotation, biological process: transmembrane transport. NCBI's taxonomy places the organism in Eukaryota, Fungi, Ascomycota, Leotiomycetes, Helotiales, Lachnaceae. Gene Ontology annotation, molecular function: transmembrane transporter activity.